Cucurbitaria berberidis CBS 394.84 is the source of this 1628-nucleotide messenger RNA. RefSeq lists its product as uncharacterized. The coding region runs from base 60 to 1445 and encodes 461 amino acids. The transcript has a single exon. The record is from RefSeq and is a predicted model, not a curated record. NCBI's taxonomy places the organism in Eukaryota, Fungi, Ascomycota, Dothideomycetes, Pleosporales, Cucurbitariaceae. Gene Ontology annotation, molecular function: protein binding.
CAGUCCUCUCUUCAUUCGAGAUUACUCGGAGCUCUUACUAUUACUUGGAUUACCAGGUCAUGACGUCGCUUCUGACUCUCCCGAACGAGCUACUUCAAAACAUCGCCUGCUAUCUCCCGUGCUCCGCCAUCCUCAAAUUUAUACGAGUUAAUCGGCGGCUACAUGAAGCCUGCAAUGACCGCCUUGUAUAUCAAUUCGUUGCCAAAAACACACUGAAGCAGGACUCCGAAGCAACCAAACACUUGCACAAGAUAUCUUCUCGUACCAACAGAUCAAACGUGUGCUCGGGGCAGCUGGCAUGGCCCGAGGGUGAUCAAUUCCUACAAGAGUUAUCUCUGGCGAAGACUAUACGUGUUGCCUACGCAGUCGAACAAUGCGUUGCUGCAUUAUGUAAGAAGGACCCUGAAUGGACGCUCAAGAUUCGGAAGGGAACUACAUUGCUCGAUAUCAGCGACUGGCUGCCUCACAUGUUGGCUCUAAAUCAUCCUGCGGGAUGCGACCUUGAUCCUGCUACUUUUUUUCGGGUCCAAGGCGAGCUGAGCGUCCCUGUUUCCAUAUUCCUCCGCUCUUACUCGACGAAACGUAUGCUAUCUUGGUCGCGAUGGGACUCUGAAGAUAAAGCGCACAGAGUCAGACAACACACGGCGGAAUUCAUCAACGCUAGCUUCAUCUUGAGUUAUACAACUCUUCAGCGGUUCAGAACUGCCAGGGAACAAAAGGAGCUUAUGCAUGUUAUCCUUUCAUUUCAGCACCCUUCCGAUCGCAUUAAGAUGGAGGAAGAAUCUAUAAGUGCACGGAGUGAUGCCGAGGAAGUCAUUCGGCAAGCAAGAAUAAAUUUAGCCGAUCGCGUACCCGGCAAAUUCAAACGCGACCUCUCUCUAGCGCAGGCUAUGGCAUUGCUCCCAUUCAUCAUCAUCCUGAUGGUUACCCGAUUCCGCGGGACGAUACAUAUAGUAGCACAACUUCCAAUGCCAGCAAAGAUACCAUUCCACACCUUUAUGGAUAUACCGGCAGCGUUGUAUAAUACCGCUGAGACUUUCAAUACAUGUCAUAUACGCGAAAUGACCAAACCCACAUUUCUCUCCGGACGAUGGAGGGGAGCUUAUAUCGAUCAUACGGGUUCUCAUGGUAGGCAGUUCGACCCCAUUAUGCGCCACAUGAACAUCGCUGCUCGUUUACCAACUGAAGAGGAGGCAGCAAAAUCGGAAGCCAAAGUAGUCAUUGAUUGGCAAAGUCGAGGCAUUGAUUACCUUGGAUAUUUCUUGCUCUGGGGUUUUAUUUUAGAAGACGGGAGGGUACACAUAGUAAAGCGGAAUAUGUUGCGGCGCUUGGUCUGGAAGUGGUCUGGUCACAUGACCCCAUUUGGAAUUAUCGGUGUAUGCAAGCAAUUGAAUUCCUCUGAAGUUGAAGGCCACUUCUGGAUCUGGAAGGAGGAGUGGUGUUAGUCACCAUACGUUGGUGAGAUAUCAUAAAGAUGGGCUGCACCGUAACCUAAUAUUGCAACACUAAGUGACGGAUAUCGGGGGUAAGUGAAUGGUUUUGGAGAGUAUGGAGUGCGUUGAGCAUGAGACAGCAAAAGCCUUGUAACAUAUUAUGCUAGAGAGAGAAGAAUAAAUUAUAAAGCUCAA